This is a messenger RNA of Wickerhamiella sorbophila, 1146 nucleotides long. RefSeq lists its product as hypothetical. The transcript has a single exon. Gene Ontology annotation, cellular component: nucleolus. Bases 1 to 1146 code for a protein of 381 amino acids. The record is from RefSeq and is a predicted model, not a curated record. NCBI's taxonomy places the organism in Eukaryota, Fungi, Ascomycota, Dipodascomycetes, Dipodascales, Trichomonascaceae. Gene Ontology annotation, biological process: ribosomal large subunit biogenesis; rRNA methylation. Gene Ontology annotation, molecular function: rRNA (adenine) methyltransferase activity.
AUGUUCAAAAUAUCAGGAUUUGAUCUUCCAAAGAAGAUCGAGAAAGAGGCACCUAAAAAGAAAAAUAAGCCUCAGCCAGGAUCCAAGAAGCUAAACCCUUCUGCUGAUGGACUACAAGAGCUGUUCGGCCAGCUGGGUCGUCAAGACGAGGCUGGGCCCAAGCGUAAACGAGAGGUUGAUCCUAAGCCAGAAUUGAAGAAAAAUAUUGUCAAGGAGGCAGAAUCAGAAGAAUCAAGUAACAAAAAGACCAAAAAAGAACAAAGACCGAAAAAAGAAAAGAGCAAUGAGAAACAAAAGCCUAGUGCAGUCGAGCCCGAGCCAGAAAAAAUCUCUACCCCUGCUGCGAUGACGCCCGAACCAAGAACAAAAUUAACACCAAUGCAACUGAAAAUGCAGCAGAAACUUAGUGGUGCGCGGUUUCGAUGGAUCAAUGAGCAGCUAUAUACCACAUCCUCGUCAGACGCUCUCAGCCUAUUCAAGAAACAGCCGCACGUUUUCGACGAGUACCACCAAGGAUUCAAGCAUCAAGUCGAAUCAUGGCCAGAAAAUCCCGUUGAUACGAUGGUUAAAAAUUUCAAGCUUCGGUUGCAGAAACCACUGAAUGCUCCUGGCGGUCUUCCUGCUGAUUAUAACGGCGACAUCGUGGUUGCAGAUAUGGGCUGUGGUGAAGCUAAACUGGCCCUGAAAGUCUCAAAAUUGCGUGGUGGACCCAAAAGUCGCAAGGCAAGAUUCCAGGUCCACAGCUUCGACCUGCAUAAAGCCAACGAUCGGAUCACUGUUGCGGAUAUGGCAAAUGUGCCGCUUCCAGAUGAGUCUGCACAUGUUGUCGUUUUCUGCCUGGCCUUGAUGGGAACUAACUUGGAGGAUUUUAUCAAGGAAUCACUCCGCAUUUUGAAGCCACGAGGAGAAAUCUGGGUUGCCGAGAUCAAGUCCCGAUUUGACAUCACGGACAAGGGCACCGACGUCCAGCGAUUUGUAGACACCCUCAAAGGAUAUGGCCUGCAUCAUAAAGCUACCGACGACUCUAACAAGAUGUUUGUGCGCUUUGAGUUUGUAUUCUUCCCCAAACAAGAAAAGACAAAGUUCAUCGAGCCCGAAAAAGAUGAGCGCCCAUUGCUCAAGCCUUGUAUCUAUAAACGUCGUUAA